Molecule: messenger RNA, 3253 nt
Organism: Anguilla rostrata (American eel)
Lineage: Eukaryota; Metazoa; Chordata; Actinopteri; Anguilliformes; Anguillidae
Product: homeobox protein PKNOX1-like
Exons: 11
Coding region: 186-1520 (444 amino acids)
Biological process (GO): angiogenesis; regulation of transcription by RNA polymerase II
Molecular function (GO): RNA polymerase II cis-regulatory region sequence-specific DNA binding
Source: RefSeq, a predicted model, not a curated record
CAUGUCACCUCCCACUUAUGAAUAUUCAAGAGUCUGUCACACUGCGUGUUCUUACGCGAUGACGCAACGCGACAACUGCGGGUCCCGAUUGCUGCAGCCGCUUGUCAGUGUGACGAAGAUUGGCACUCAGGUCCGCUGUUGUUACACGUGCCUAUAAUGUGUCAGCACUCACAGCAGUAACCACAAUGGCAGCUCCGUCGGUGUCCGUAGAUGAGUAUCAGGAGGGGAACCAGAUGGCAGUAGCUGCACAGUCGGACACAGACCCAGACCAGGGCUUCCCUGAGGGCAGUGUGGCGGUGGCCCCCAGCCCCCCUCCCACCGAGACACAGACGCCCAUGGAUGCAGACAAAGAGUCCAUAUACAGGCACCCCCUGUUCCCUCUCCUGGCGCUGCUCUUUGAGAAGUGCGAGCAGUCCACGCAGGGCUCAGACUGUGUCACCUCCGCCAGCUUCGACGUCGAUAUUGAGAACUUUGUGCGUAGCCAGGAGAAAGAAGGCAAGGCCUUCUUCAGCGAUGACCCCGACGUGGACAGCCUGAUGGUGAAGGCCAUCCAGGUGCUUCGGAUCCACCUGCUGGAGCUGGAGAAGGUGAGCGACCUGUGCAAAGAUUUCUGCAGCCGCUACAUCGCCUGUCUGAAGACCAAGAUGAACAGUGAGACCCUGCUUAGUGGAGAACCUGGCAGUCCCUACUCACCUACACAGACACAGACUUCCAGCUCCUUUACAGGGACUCUGAGCCCCCAGGGCAUCAUGGUUCCUGCAUCAGCCCUCCAGCAAGGCAACGUCACCGUGACAACCGUCAACCCCACACAGGUGGUGGCAGGUAUGUCUCCAUGGCAUACGACUCACGCAGGUGGUACAGUGUACCAGCCUGUCACAGUUGUGACACCACAAGGACAGGUAGUGACACAGGCCAUCUCGCCUGGGACAAUACGCAUCCAGAACACACAGCUUCAGCUGCAGCUGAAUCAGGAUCUGAGCUUCUUUAACCAUGAUGACAGCUCGUCCAAGAACAAGCGGGGAGUCCUGCCCAAACAGGCCACCAACGUCAUGCGCUCCUGGCUCUUCCAGCACAUUGGGCACCCGUACCCCACUGAAGAUGAAAAGAAACAAAUCGCUACCCAGACCAACCUGACUCUGCUGCAGGUCAACAACUGGUUCAUUAAUGCUCGGAGGCGGAUCCUGCAGCCCAUGCUGGACGCCAGCUCCUCGGAGACACCCAAAACCAAGAAGAAGACCCCCCAGAACCGGCCGCUGCAGCGCUUCUGGCCGGACUCCCUCGCGUCGGGCGUAUCCCAGCAGCAGGUUGCCAUGGCCGACGGUACCAUGGUAACGGUGGAUGUGAGCGUUGACGGGCUGCAGACACUGACGUCGGAUGGAGCGACACUGGCAGUGCAGCAGGUGAUGAUGGGGGGGCAGAGUGAGGACGAAUCAGGUGACAGCAUUGAUGAUGACGAGGCGGAGCUGUCCAACACAAACAUGACCGGGCUGGGCCUGGACACCAGCGACUCACUGCAGUAGGACUGUAUACUCAGUUACUCACACACACACACACAUGUACAAGCACACACACACACACACAUACACGCACAGGCACUCAUACACACGCACGCACACACACACACAAACCAUUCUACAGACACACAGCACACGCAGUCAUACACAAUGCCGAGAGCACAAAGGUAGGACAAACAGGAGAAACAUGUUAUUGGUGCACACACACGCAAGCAUGCACGCGCACACACACACACACACCGAGCGCUUUGUGUGUCAGGAGUUUCAUUUCAGAAACUGUUUUAUAUGUAGUUGUAGAAGAGUGCACUUUUUGUAUUAUAUGUUAAGAUACAAAAGAUGAAAAAAAAACAAAAUCAAGGUGUUAAAAAAAACCCUUAAAUAAGUUUUUAAGGUGCGUAAAUAAUCGUUGGACAACCCUCCCUCCCCCCCCCCCCCUUUGGGAUGCCAAUACCUGUACUGAUGUUCUACAGUUAGCAUGCCUGUGUUCGACUAGCUGUGCUCACGUGAAUGAUGGACUUCAGGGCUUAAAACUUCCCAGCCCAGGAGACAAACACAAAAAAAGAAAGUUAUUUUUAUAUAUGAACAUAAAAAAAAUUGUCCCUUUUUUUUUGUUUCUGUUUGUUUUGUGAUGUUUUUGUAAGGAAUAUUUAUGUAUAGAUUCAUUAUUAAAGAGCUGCCCUUUUCAGGGUUUGGUGGCUUUUUCUAAAAAUGGGGAUAAAGAAAAGGAAGACUAAAAAACAUAUUAGCCCAGAAAUCGGUUUUAGCACGAGCAAGCAACAAAAAAAGCCUUAUAACUUUUAUUUUGUUUUGUAAGUAAAACUUUAGGCAAGCACAGGAAUCUUGAAUUGUAACCAGAUUAGAUAUUAGGAUGUUUGAAAAUGAACAUUGUGAUGGAAAUGAAAUGGCAGUCCUUAGCUACCUUCUGUAUCUUAGCAAUGCGUUGGUUCUUGCUUCCUGGUCAUUGUCAUGGAAACAGUUGUGGGCUCCAUGAAGUUAAAACCUUUCCUGGAUGCAGUUGGGAGAGGACUGCAGGGUGUGGUUUAAUUGUAGGAGUGUGAACAGUAGCACACUUGUACUGAUAAUCCCUGUGUGCUCUACCUUCCCAUGUUUCUGUAAUUUACACAGUAAAAAAUAGAAGCCAAAAUUGUGUUGUGUGAACAGAGCAUCUAGUAGGAAAAAGAAGGUCACAUAACAGAGUACUGGUAUAUUUUGCACGUGGUAUUCUUUAUUUAUAUACAUAGGUAUUAUUAAAUUCAUUUGUUUAAAAACUAGAAUGAAAUGAGGUUGUGCCACAUUUUUUUAAACCGAUGUUUCAUAAAAAUCACAAACUGGACUGUCUCUUGUGAUUUUUAGAGCUUCAUGAUCUAGCCAAACCAUAGUGCAGCUGGUCACUUUAAACCUCAGUUUUAUGUGCUGUAUAGAUAAAUUAAAAAACGUUCCAUGUUAUUAACUGUCCUAAAGAACUACUCGAAUGAAGGCCAUAGUUUUUUGUUUUUUUCCUUUGACUUGAUGAAGUGUGCUUUUUUUCUGUCUGGGCUGCUGUUUGUUCUCCUGUUCUGGAGAGGAGUGCGGAGCGGCUGGGUGCUACGGGCGGGGAUCCGCACGGCUUUUUCACAGCGUCCUUACCUCUCUACUUCUGCCUCUUCUCUUUCUUUUUCCUCUUUCUUUUCUCUCUCACCCAUCACUUGCUUUUUGUUUGCCUUUGAACUUCCUAUUUUGGAAUAAAAGCCUAACCCUCA